AUCCCAAAACCCUCGCCUCUAUAAAUUCGUUGUCGACCUUCAGGCCGACUCCCUCUCGCUCUCUCGCUUCGAGCCGUGUCCGUCUUUGCGAUCUCUCAUCCCUUCGUUGGAACGACCCGAGAGCUUGCUCCUGCGAUCAUGUUGGUCUACCAGGACUUACUCACCGGUGAUGAGCUUCUCUCGGACUCGUUUCCAUACAAGGAAAUCCAUAAUGGAGUAUUGUGGGAAGUUGAAGGGAAAUGGGUUGUUAAAGGGGCUGUUGAUGUAGACAUUGGUGCUAACCCUUCUGCAGAAGGUGGGGAAGACGAGGGUGUUGAUGAUCAGUGUGUCAAAGUGGUUGACAUUGUUGACACCUUCAGACUCCAGGAACAACCCCCUUUUGAUAAGAAGCAGUUUGUUGCCUUCAUCAAGAAGUACAUCAAGUUGUUGACACCCAAGUUGGAUGCAGAGAAGCAGGAGGAAUUUAAGAAGAAUAUUGAGGGGGCAACUAAGUUCUUGCUCUCCAAGCUCAGUGACCUCCAAUUUUUUGUUGGAGAGGGCCUGCACGAUGACAGUACCAUGGUGUUUGCAUACUACAAGGAGGGUGCCACUGACCCAACGUUUUUGUACUUAGCGCAUGGGUUGAAGGAAGUCAAAUGCUGAGAAGGAUGGAGUUGUAAUCGCCUGGUUCAGAGUGGGAGUCACUCAUUUUAGUUUCAGUGAUUAUUAUUAUUGCCAUAAGUUUUGGAACUUAUAGUUCACUGUUCUAUGGAACCUCUGCUUAGAACAUGUCAUUUUCUGUUUUUGGUUGGUAACGUGGAUUGAAUUUAUUGUCUGCUA
Messenger RNA from Diospyros lotus (date-plum), 819 nucleotides. RefSeq names its product translationally-controlled tumor protein homolog. The record is from RefSeq and is a predicted model, not a curated record. NCBI's taxonomy places the organism in Eukaryota, Viridiplantae, Streptophyta, Magnoliopsida, Ericales, Ebenaceae. Gene Ontology annotation, cellular component: cytoplasm. Gene Ontology annotation, molecular function: calcium ion binding. The transcript has 5 exons. The coding region runs from base 139 to 642 and encodes 167 amino acids.